Molecule: messenger RNA, 3043 nt
Organism: Pantherophis guttatus
Lineage: Eukaryota; Metazoa; Chordata; Lepidosauria; Squamata; Colubridae
Gene: ZDHHC1
Product: zDHHC palmitoyltransferase 1
Biological process (GO): peptidyl-L-cysteine S-palmitoylation; protein targeting to membrane
Cellular component (GO): Golgi apparatus; endoplasmic reticulum
Molecular function (GO): protein-cysteine S-palmitoyltransferase activity
Source: RefSeq, a predicted model, not a curated record
GGUCGCCAUGGAGACGGGCCCCGCGGCCUGACCCGCAACGAGGAGCCUUCGGUCCGCAGGGCCCAGCCUGAGGUAGCGGGGCCCCUCCCGGCAUGAGGCGGGUGCAUGGCCGCCCCGAACCACCGCUGAGCUGGAGGGGGGAAGAGAAAGAGACUGUGGACCUUAUGAGAACACUUUAAGAACUGCAUGAUUGGAUUAAGGGAGGCCUGAACUGUAAGAUUGAGGCAAUUAUCUUCAGGCUGGGAUGAACAUCUGCAGUAAGCCACCUAACAAGACAGCCCCAGAGAAGACUUCUGAAACAACUUUUGAAGUUCAGUCCCAGCACGCCAGGAGAAAUGGCUGGAGUUGGCCCCCACACCCCUUCCAAUUCGUUGCCUGGUUACUUUUCUUCUUCUUUGCGCUGGUUGGUUUUGGCAUCCUUGUGCCUCUCCUGCCCAUUCGCUGGGUACCUGCUGGGUAUAUUUGUCCCGGCGUCUUCUUUCUCUGCCAUCUAGUAGUUCACCUUACCGCAGUUUCCAUUGAUCCGGCCGAUGACAGUGUGCGGAAGAAGAAUUACCAGGGGCCACUGUCCGCAUUCAAUCGCACCCAGCACGCUCAUGUCAUUGAAAACCGUCACUGUCACAUCUGUGAUGUUGAUGUGAGCUCCAGAUCAAAACAUUGUGGGUCCUGUAAUAAAUGCGUAUGUGGCUUUGAUCAUCACUGCAUGUGGCUCAACAACUGUGUGGGAGAGAGAAAUUAUUGGCUGUUUCUGAACAGUGUAAUAUCUGCCAUCCUGGGCCUUCUCCUAAUCCUACUUGUUGCUUUCUAUGUCUUUGUUCAAUUCUUCCUUGAUCCCAUGAAGUUACGCACCGGACAUCACUUUGAAGGCUUGAAGAACCAAACAGAUGUCUGGUUUGUGUUCCUUCCUGUUGCUCCAGUUAAGACAAAAGCACCUGCAAUCUUGUCUUUGGCUGGUCUGCUGAUAAUUCUGGGGUUACUGACUCUGUUCCUGUUGGGCCACCUAUUAGUCUUCCAUAUUUAUCUGAUGUGGCACCGAAUGACCACUUAUGAAUAUAUUGUCCAGCAGCGUCCCCCACAAGAGGUGAAGGAUCCUGAGAAGCAGCCAGAAUUCUACCCUCCCCCAACAAGGCCCAUUCAGGAUAUGCAAUUUUAUGCAGGGAGUCUUGGAUAUACCAAUCCUGAGAUGCAGGUGGAGAACUCAUCAGGAUUACCACCUGGGAGAGACCUGCCCAAAUUUUGUAUCCGCAAUGAUGGCAUAGACAACAAGACCGUACCAUCUUCUGAACUUCCAGAUUUGCAGUCUGGAGACCAGCGACAGCUUCAGAAGAAAAAGAAGAAGAAGAAGCGAAAGAAGUUGCAGAAGGUUUCCUCUUCUGGGUUGGAAGAAAACUCCAAGGUGAUUCUUGCCCCGUGGACCUCUUUCCCAGUUCUACAGUCAGAACCGUCCAUCGCUGCCGCCCCCUCUUCAACCUCCUCAUCUUCCAGCCUUCGCCUCCUUGCACCGUCUGGUCCUCCUAAAGCAACCUUACCCACCGACAGCACAGGUCCAGUCCAAGCCGCAGGUCCUCCGGCUGAUUAUCAUUCCGAGUCAGCGGAGUCCAUGGAGGAGAUCCCUGUGGCUCAGACCCGUCUGGGGAGCAGUGCCACGAGCGGAGCUUCCAAGAGCAGUUCUCGGCGCCUUCCUUUUCCCGCCGUCUCCAUUAAAGGCACAGGGGAGAAGCACCGGCAUGCCGGGCACGGCACAAAAAGCAAGAACUCUCAGCCAGCCAGGGCCCAGCCAGCGGAAGAGCUGGAACUGUCUCCUAAGAUCCCGUCCGUCUUUGUGAGCAGAAGUAGCGGGGAACCUCCUGUCCCCAAUCUCUGGUCUGGCGAGACCCCGUCUGAACCUUCUCACAGAAAAUGUUCCAGCAAAAGGCACAUCGAUGAUCAGAAGUACCACGUUUGGGAGUCAAACACUAGUUCCACGGCGGCCUAGAUGCCUGGUAACCUGAGAGCUAUAUCAGCCGAGAGAGAGAGAAACUAUAGUGUGUGGCCUGCUCACUCUCCAAAUAUAUUGGUGUUCAUGGAUUUAAUCUCGAGUGAUCUGUCUUGCUCUCUGGAGCAGGCUGGUAUUUUGCUUAUUAUUAAUAAUGCCUUUUGUUCAGGGGGGAGAGGGGGACACGGGGCAGUUCCUUUCCUGUGGUAGUUCAUGAAGAUAAAUGGUUUGGCUCUGGAGGGCAGCCAAAGGGUAGAGUUAGCCAUCUCCCUAACAGGGUUUGAAGAUUUGGGGACUAAGCUUUGCAGAUGCUUAGUUUUCUAGGCUGAGCUCUUUUAUAGACCUCAGCAAAGCUAAACCUACUUCCCUGGAGUUCUUUGGGAGUGCCAAAUGUAGCUCUCUUCUACCCCCUAAGCAGAGUAGGGAGCCGGAAAGAGCGUACUUCCCUCUGGGAAACAUUUCCUCUAUGUGCUUAUGUCUGAAAAGAAGACACAAAAGGGGUUGUUCCCACAUAGCCUUUGCCUUUUUCUCUGCUGCUUAUUCUUGCCUUGCAACGCAACCUCAGGUUUGGGGUUUUUUUAAAAAAAGCUGGAGCGGAACCCUUGCAUAAAUUUGGAGGGAUCCGAGCCAGUUUCUUCACUUGGGACAACUUCCCUUGAGCACCUCUUCCUUGGUAAUCCAAAACCUUGGGUGCCUGAUGGAUCUUGGGUAAGAAGAUGCACCCUAAGACCUCUCUUGGAGCCAGGCAUGCAAAGAAGGCAGUUGUUUGUUUCAUGGUUCCUUGGACAUUCCGGGGUCCUUAUUUUUUUACUUUUAGGGAGGGACCACACUCGGUAUCCAAAAAGUUCCAGGUCCUUCCCUAACAUUUAUUUUAAAAGGAUUAAAUAGCAAUCGAUGGGAAAGACCUUUGCCUGAGACUCUGAAGCUACUACUGGUCAGAAUAUAAGACUAGAUGGACAAGUGAUCUGGCCUAACUGAAGGUAGCUUCCAACAUUCAUUUAGCAAUAUUAUGGAGCGCUUUGAACAGCUCUGUUCUCAAUAAAUAUUUUUUCUAUGCUCUUUGCUAAA